Perca flavescens (yellow perch) is the source of this 1132-nucleotide messenger RNA. It is a transcript of the gene aqp3a, whose product is annotated as aquaporin 3a. Gene Ontology annotation, cellular component: basolateral plasma membrane; plasma membrane. The record is from RefSeq and is a predicted model, not a curated record. The transcript has 6 exons. Lineage: Eukaryota; Metazoa; Chordata; Actinopteri; Perciformes; Percidae. Gene Ontology annotation, biological process: water transport; glycerol transmembrane transport. Gene Ontology annotation, molecular function: urea transmembrane transporter activity; water channel activity; glycerol channel activity. Bases 54 to 962 code for a protein of 302 amino acids.
CUAUCCACCAACCGUACCUGUCUUCUCACUGUCUCAGCCAGUAGCAAGAAAACAUGGGCAGACAUAAAUUAUUUUUGGACAAACUGGCCCGGUCCUGCCAGAUCCGAAACCUGCUGCUUCGCCAGGCCCUGGCCGAGUGUCUGGGCACCCUCAUCCUCGUGAUGUUUGGCUGUGGUGCUGUGGCCCAGCUGGUUUUGAGCGAUGGUUCCCAUGGCAUGUUCCUCACAGUCAAUUUUGCAUUCGGCUUCGCUGCCAUCUUAGGCAUCCUGGUCUGUGGCCAGGUAUCAGGUGGCCAUCUGAACCCUGCGGUGACCUUUGCCCUGUGCCUGCUUGGAAGAGAGCGCUGGAGAAAGUUCCCCAUUUACUUCCUCUUUCAGACGAUCGGUGCUUUCUUUGGUGCUGGCAUCAUUUUCAGCAUGUACUUUGAUGCCCUGAUAAAACAUCCUGGAUCUUUCAAUGUGACUGGUCCUGGUUCAGGUGCUGGGAUCUUUGCUACCUACCCUGGAGAACAUCUUACCAUUCUCAAUGGCUUCUUUGAUCAGAUGAUCGGCACAGCAGCGCUCAUUGUUUGUAUCCUGGCUAUUGUGGAUCCAUACAACAACCCCAUCCCCCAAGGGCUGGAGGCCUUCACUGUGGGAUUUGUGGUUCUGGUCAUUGGAUUGUCAAUGGGCUUUAACUCUGGCUAUGCUGUCAAUCCUGCCCGAGACUUUGGACCACGUCUUUUCACCGCUAUGGCUGGGUGGGGCGGGGAAGUUUUCACGGCUGGAAACGGCUGGUUCCUGGUACCCAUUUCUGCCCCAUUCAUUGGCAGCAUCAUCGGUGCGUCGAUCUACCAGCUGAUGGUUGGCUUCCAUACGGAGGGAGAAGCACGUGACCAGAAAAUCGCAAUAGAGGAGAGUGUCCGACUCACCAAUGUCACCACCAACGAUAAAACCAAAGACAAUACCAAAGAAAUACACUGAGUGUGUUAGAGAGCUAACAACUCUAACACAUGCACAUUCUGUAAAUACCAACACACAGCAGAUACCCCCAACAGCACACUGUAACAGCACACUGUUGGGGUAUCGUCCAAGGCCACUCUCUUUACAUUAUAAUGUAAUUGGAUUAUAUCGUAGAAGAAUUGAGUGUGAGU